Molecule: messenger RNA, 1802 nt
Organism: Cyprinodon variegatus (sheepshead minnow)
Lineage: Eukaryota; Metazoa; Chordata; Actinopteri; Cyprinodontiformes; Cyprinodontidae
Product: Golgi reassembly-stacking protein 1-like
Exons: 9
Coding region: 134-1321 (395 amino acids)
Biological process (GO): Golgi organization
Cellular component (GO): Golgi apparatus
Molecular function (GO): protein binding
Source: RefSeq, a predicted model, not a curated record
UACACCUGCUGUCGGUCUGCCUUCCAUGCUAAUGUUAGCUGGCUCUAUUCUCUAUCUAUCCUGUCUAUUUUCCAAUGAUGGUUGCAAACACAGCUCUGCCUCAGUGACAGUAGAGCUGUAACCGCUGAAGACCAUGGGGCUGUCGCAGAGCUCGCUCCUGUCAGACGCUGGAAGUAACAGUGGAUAUCAUGUUCACGGAGUUCAAGAAGAAUCGCCUGCACUUAAGGCUGGACUGGAGCCUUUCUUUGACUUUAUUCUCUCUAUAGGGAACACCAGACUUAAUAAGGAGAGUGAUUUGCUGAGAGAUCUACUGAAAGCCAAUGUGGAAAAGGCAGUCAAGCUGGAAGUGUACAGCUCCAAAACUCAGCGGGUGAGGGAGCUGGAGGUGACACCCAGUAACAUGUGGGGUGGUCAGGGGUUGCUGGGCGCCAGCGUUCGCUUCUGCAGCUUCGAGGGAGCCAACGAGAAUGUGUGGCACGUGUUGGACGUGGAGGAGAAUUCUCCUGCAUCCCUUGCUGGCCUUAUUGCACAUGAAGACUUUAUUGUCGGGGCUGACCAAGUGUUACAAGAUUCAGAGGAUUUCUUCUCCUUGAUUGAAGCCAAUGAGGGGAAAUCUCUGAAGCUUUUAGUUUAUAACGUGCAGACCGAUCAGUGCAGGGAGAUUGUGGUGACCCCCAAUGGAGCCUGGGGAGGAGAGGGGAGCUUAGGCUGCGGUAUCGGCUACGGCUACCUACACAGGAUCCCGUCUCGUCCAGUUCCCCCGAAUGUCCAGGACAGAAAUGUUCCCCAACCAACGGCUACAGCUAGCAGGGAAGGGGUGACCUCGUCUGACCACAGUGAGGUUCCUCCUCUGACUGAAAGCAUCCUGAUUAAUGAAGCAGGUUUACCUGAAACUGGAGGAGAUUUGCCUAAUCUCAGUGAAAUCUCACCCCAGGAGGAGUCUCCAGGUGAAAAUGUCUCCAGCAGUCCUGGAGCCUUUAACUCAGAUUUGGCCAAAGCUGUUUCUACCAUGGAUGAGGGCCACAGCUCCAUGUUUGCUAAUUAUGGAGAUGACACGCGUGACCAAUGUAGCUUUGAUGAUUCAAUUUUUGACCAAACAUCUUCAUCUAAAGAGAAAGAAGAAGCAGUCAGUCAAACUGAGCAUGAGGGAGUUUUAAAUCAUAGCAGCAGAGAGGAUGUGGAUGAUGCUUCUGCUGCCCUCAAAGAUACCACAGAGCGCCUUGGGAGCAUCCCAGAGAGGCAGACUCCUAACAUGGAAGCUUUCAGCCCAGACCGCCUCUUAGAACAGGAGCUGAUUGAGUCUGAUGCGUCAGGCAGUUGAAUAACUGCAGCAGAGGGAGAAAAAGGAUUAGGAGUGAUGGAGAAAAGCUACAUUUGCUUCUUUUUCUUUUAAAGAUUUAUCACUGGACCUGUUUUUAAGUUAAAUGACUUUUGUUUCUCCCUGUGCCACUACUGCAUGCUGCAUUGCACAUUGGGAAUUGAUGUAAAGCAUUUUGAAUGUACUGUAAUAAGUUUUAAUAUUUAACUAUAUGAAGCCUUAGUUGAUCUGUUUAAAAAACAAACUGACUUAAAUACAUAAAAGAGGAGGCCAAGAUUUUAUUUUGUGGAUUCUGGAAUGUGGGAUUAAUUGAUUGUCAUCAGGGCCAAGUGUAAUAAUAUGUUUUUUUUUUUUUAGUUUUUAUUCUCAGGUAUUUAAUAUUUUGUACUUUCUGCCAUUAAGUGCUUACCUCAGAGUAUUGAGUAGUGCAAAGGAGCAGCACACUGUUCCUGUUUUUUGUUUGAAAUUAUGUUUCCAGUUUCAU